UUUCCAGGCCUCAGAGCUCUCCAGAAGACCUGAAGGUGCUAACGGGGAAUGUCAACCGGUUAAACGAAAGCUUCCGGGACCUCCAGAUGAAGGUCCUGCAGCAACCAUUCAAAGGGGACUUCCUGGACCACAUCUGGCGCCUGCAGGACCUUCUCCAGAACCACUCUGACUCUCUCCUGCUGAUGACCAGCUCCCUUCAGAAGCUGGAAGGGGCCCUUGGGAGCCUGCGGUCCCAAGCGGAUCAGACGGACCGGGCAGUCUCCGUCCUACGGGAGGCUUUGAACCAGCAAAGUGACUUGGCACAGAUGGAGAUCUACAAGGUCUCCGUGGAGGGGAACAGCAGCCGUCUCCUCCUGAGGCACCACGAGGGCUUGCUGACGCAGCUGGCGUCCCGGGUGGAGGGCUUGAGCGACCAGCUGACCAUGGUGGGAGGGGAGGUGGGCAGCAUGAACCGGACCCUGUCCUACGAUGUGGGCAUCCACCACACCCGCAUCCAGGACCUGCAGGUCCUGAUCAGCAACGCCAGCGAGGACGCCCGCCAGAUGCGCCUCGUCCACAUCGCCAUGGAGCAGCAGCUCAAACACGAGCUGGCCAUCCUCAACAACGUGACUGAGGACCUGCGACUCAAGGACUGGGAGCACUCCAUCGCCUUGAGGGACAUCUCGGUCAUACGAGGGCCACCUGGACCGAAAGGGGAUCAAGGCAACGAAGGGAUGGAAGGGGAGCCUGGUCCUCCUGGCCUACCUGGCCUGCAAGGAUUCCCUGGCGAAAGAGGACCUAUGGGGCAGCGUGGGCAAAAGGGCGACCCAGGAGACAUUGGCCCACGAGGUAUGCCAGGGCCACGUGGAGUUGCAGGUGACCGAGGCCCAAAGGGGGAGAAGGGGGAAAGAGGAGACCGAGGCGGAGAAACAGCCGCUGCUUCCGAGGAGGGGAUUAUCCGCCUGGUGAACGGCUCGGGCCCCCACGAGGGGCGGGUGGAGGUUUAUCACGACCGGUCGUGGGGAACCGUUUGUGACGACGGCUGGGACAAGAAAGAUGGAGAUGUGGUGUGCCGGAUGCUGGGCUUCCGAGGCGCAGAAGAGAUUUACAGGGUGGCCGUCUUUGGGCAAGGGAAAGGACGUAUCUGGAUGGACGACGUGGCCUGCAAGGGGACGGAGGAGAGCUUGCUCCAGUGCAGCUUUUCCAGCUGGGGGAAAACAAACUGUGGUCAUGCUGAAGACGCUGGCGUGAAAUGCUUGACUCCUUGAGGGGGGAAGCUUGGCAUCCAAAGAGCAAACGGAGGAGCCUGUUGGAGAGUAAAUGACGUGACCUCAGAGAGGCUGGCCCGUAAUUGCAGGCACCUUUCCUUUCUGCCGUCUCCUGGCUCCCCCUCAGAGGAACAGGGGGGUGGCGGCAUCUCAGCCUUUUCUGUCUCUCAGGUCUUGCUUGUAGAGUCUACUGUAACGUUUCUGUCUACCCUGUGAGUGUACCAUCUUUGGUGCCCGCGUUCUCCACCGAUCUGUAGCGCCAUGGGGAGGAGGCACCAGGCUUCCCCCAAAUUGUAUUGCUCCCCUUUCCUUGUAUGUAUAGACCAAAGCUCCGGGGCGGCCAGCCAUUUAAGCCUCGCUUUUUUGGCGGAACUGCCGGCACUAUAUGGACUUGGAGUCGCUGGUGGUGUCGAUCCCUUUCCGGCGAGCGUGAUGCGGCUCCCCGAGACACGGAGACAUGCCUGGUGCAGGGAGUAGCCGAGCAGCUGUGGACAUAAUCUGUUUGCUUACUGAGCUGCAGAUGCGUUGCUUUCUUAAUGAUAGAAUAAAGGAUAUUGGUGUGA
Lacerta agilis (Sand lizard) is the source of this 1810-nucleotide messenger RNA. RefSeq names its product scavenger receptor class A member 5-like. The transcript has 6 exons. The record is from RefSeq and is a predicted model, not a curated record. Gene Ontology annotation, cellular component: membrane. Bases 87 to 1247 code for a protein of 386 amino acids. Lineage: Eukaryota; Metazoa; Chordata; Lepidosauria; Squamata; Lacertidae.